CCUCUCUCUCGUUCUGACCGCUGUCCACCUCCGUCCUCCGACCUCCACCAUGGGAGACGCUCUGAUGGCCGAGUUCGGGAAGGCUGCUCCUUACUUGAGGAAGUCGGAUAAGGAGCGUCUAGAGGCUCAGACUAGACAGUUUGACAUCAAAACGCAGUGCUUUGUUGUUGAUGAUAAAGUAGAAUACGUAAAAGGACAAAUCCAGAGCAAAGAGUCCGACAAGGUGACUGUCAAGAAGGAGGAUGGAACCACCGUGACUGUGAAGGAGUCUGAUGUUCAUCCCCAGAAUCCACCAAAGUUUGAUAAGAUUGAAGACAUGGCCAUGUUUACGUUCCUCCACGAGCCAGCGGUGCUGUUUAAUCUCAAAGAGCGUUACGCCGCCUGGAUGAUCUACACCUACUCUGGGCUCUUCUGCGUCACCGUCAACCCUUACAAAUGGCUGCCAGUCUACGACAAAGAGGUGGUGGAAGCCUACAGGGGGAAGAAGAGGACCGAGGCCCCCCCUCACAUCUUCUCCAUCUCUGAUAACGCCUACCAGUACAUGCUCACUGACCGGGAGAACCAGUCUGUCCUCAUCACCGGAGAAUCCGGGGCGGGAAAGACGGUGAACACCAAAAGAGUCAUCCAGUACUUUGCCAGCAUCGCUGCAGUUGGCGGAGCCAAAAAAGACACCAGCAAAGGAACGCUGGAGGAUCAAAUUAUCCAGGCAAACCCCGCACUCGAGGCCUUUGGCAACGCCAAGACUCUGAGAAAUGACAACUCGUCUCGCUUCGGAAAGUUCAUUCGAAUUCAUUUUGGAACGAGCGGGAAGCUGUCGUCUGCUGAUAUUGAGACGUACCUGCUAGAGAAGUCACGUUGCACCUAUCAGCUCAAGGCUGAGAGGAACUACCACAUCUUCUACCAAAUCCUGUCCAAUGAGAAGCCAGAGCUGCUGGACAUGCUGCUCAUCACCAACAACCCCUAUGACUACGCCUACAUCUCCCAAGGAGAGGUAACAGUCGCCUCCAUCAACGACUCUGAGGAGCUGAUGGCCACUGACAGCGCCUUCGACGUGCUUGGCUUCACCGCUGAUGAGAAGAUGGGCGUCUACAAGCUGACCGGUGCCAUCAUGCACUAUGGCAACCUGAAGUUUAAAAAUAAGCAGCGUGAAGAGCAGGCCGAACCCGACGGGACAGAGGCGGCUGAUAAAUCAGCUUACCUGAUGGGGCUGAACUCAGCAGACCUCAACAAAGGGUUGUGCCAUCCCAGAGUCAAGGUGGGAAACGAGUAUGUCACCAAGGGCCAGAGCGUGGACCAAGUCUACUACUCCAUCGGUGCUCUGGCUAAGUCAGUGUAUGAGAAGAUGUUCAACUGGAUGGUGGUGAGAAUCAACCAAUCAUUGGACACCAAACAGCACCGGCAGUACUUCAUAGGGGUGCUGGAUAUUGCUGGAUUUGAAAUCUUUGAUUUCAACACAUUCGAGCAGCUCUGCAUCAACUACACCAACGAGAAACUGCAACAGUUUUUCAACCAUCACAUGUUUGUUCUGGAGCAAGAAGAGUACAAAAAAGAGGGAAUUGACUGGGAGUUCAUCGACUUUGGGAUGGACCUGCAGGCCUGCAUUGACCUUAUCGAGAAGCCUAUGGGAAUCCUGUCAAUUCUGGAGGAAGAAUGCAUGUUCCCCAAAGCCAGUGACCAGACCUUCAAGGCCAAGCUCUACGACAAUCAUCUGGGAAAAAACAAAAUGUUUGAGAAACCGAGACCGGCGAAGGGAAAGGGAGAGGCUCACUUUGCCCUGGUUCACUAUGCUGGAACGGUGGACUACAACAUCUCUGCCUGGCUGGUGAAAAACAAAGACCCCCUGAACGAAACUGUGGCCGGUCUCUACCAGAAAUCCUCCCUGAAGCUGCUGAGUCUGUUGUUUUCAACCUACUCAGGAGCUGAUGGUGGAGAUAAAGCAGGUGGCAAAGGGGGCAAGAAGAAAGGUUCCUCAUUCCAGACAGUGUCAGCUCUUCACAGGGAAAAUCUGAACAAGCUGAUGACCAACCUAAAGACCACUCAUCCCCACUUUGUCCGGUGUCUGAUUCCUAAUGAGAGGAAAAUUCCAGGAGCCAUGGACAACUGCCUGGUGAUGCACCAGCUGCGCUGCAACGGCGUUCUGGAAGGCAUCAGGAUAUGCAGGAAGGGUUUCCCAAACAGGGUGCUUUACGGCGACUUUAAGCAGCGCUACCGGAUCCUGAAUGCCUCCGCCAUCCCUGAAGGUCAGUUCAUUGACAGUAAAAAAAGUGCUGAGAAGUUGUUGGGAUCUCUUGACAUUGACCACACUCAGUACAGGUUUGGCCACACAAAAGUCUUCUUCAAAGCUGGGCUGUUGGGAACGCUGGAAGAGAUGAGGGAUGAGCAACUCUCCCGAAUCAUCACCAGGAUUCAGGCGAAUGCCAGAGCAAUCCUCAUGAGAGCGCAAUUUGCCAAAAUUUUAGAACGCAGAGAUGCCCUGAUGGUGAUCCAGUGGAACCUCCGGUCUUUUUUGAGCGUGAAGAACUGGCCUUGGAUGAAGCUCUUCUUCAAGAUCAAACCCUUGCUGAAGAGUGCUGAGUCUGAAAAGGAGAUGGCGAACAUUAAGGACGAAUUCAGCAAGCUGAAGGAAGCUCUGGAAAAAUCUGAAGCACGGCGAAAGGAGCUGGAAGAGAAAAUAGUGACUUACCUACAAGAGAAGAACGAUCUGACCCUGCAGAUCCAGUCUGAACAGGACACACUGACAGACGCGGAAGAACGCUGUGAACAACUUAUCAAGUGCAAGAUUCAACUGGAGGCCAAAAUGAAAGAAAUGUCUGAAAGGCUGGAGGAUGAGGAGGAGAUGAAUGCCGAUCUCACGGCAAAGAAACGUAAGCUUGAAGAUGAGUGCUCUGAGCUGAAGAAAGAUAUCGAUGACUUAGAGCUAACUUUGGCCAAGGUGGAAAAGGAGAAGCAUGCUACGGAGAAUAAGGUAAAAAACCUGAUGGAGGAGAUGGCUUCUCAAGAUGAGAACAUCCUGAAGCUGACCAAAGAGAAGAAGGCUCUGCAGGAGGCCCACCAGCAGACACUGGAUGACCUGCAGAGUGAGGAGGAUAAAGCCAACAGUCUGUCCAAAGCUAAAGCUAAACUGGAACAGCAAGUGGAUGAUCUAGAAGGAUCAUUGGAGCAAGAGAAGAAAAUCCGGAUGGACCAGGAGCGCUCCAAGAGGAAGUUGGAGGGGGACUUGAAACUGACCCAGGAAAGUCUGAUGGACAUAGAGAAUGACAAACAGCAGCUGGAAGAAAAGCUCAAGAAGAAGGACUUCGAGGUCAGCCAAGUAAGUUCAAGACUAGAAGAUGAGCAGGUGGCUUCAGUUCAGCUCCAGAAAAAGCUAAAGGAAAAUCAGGCCCGAAUCGAGGAGCUGGAGGAGGAGCUGGAUGCUGAGCGUGCAGCCCGGGCAAAAGUGGAGAAGCAGCGCUCAGAUCUCUCCAGAGAGCUGGAGGACAUCAGUGAGCGCCUGGAGGAAGCUGGUGGGGCCACAUCAGUUCAGGUGGAGUUGAACAAAAAGAGAGAUGCUGAAUUUCAGAAGCUCCGCAGGGAGCUGGAGGAAUCAACCCUUCAGCACGAAGCCACUGCCGCCACCCUGAGAAAGAAACACGCAGACAGCGUUGCCGAACUGGGAGAACAGAUCGAUAAUCUGCAGCGUGUCAAGCAGAAGCUGGAGAAAGAAAAGAGUGAGCUGAAGCUGGAGCUAGAUGACUUGUCCUCCAACAUGGAGAGUGUGGUGAAAGCCAAGUCAAACAUCGAGAAGAUGUGCCGCACAAUGGAAGACAACAUGAAUGAGUACAAGAGUAAGUUUGAGGAGGCUCAGCGGUCAGUCAAUGACCUGACGACGCAGAGGGCCAAGCUGCUCACCGAGAACGGGGAGUUUGGCCGGCAGCUGGAGGAGAAGGAGUGUCUGAUAUCACAGCUGACCAGAGCCAAGACUUCGUACAACCAGCAAAUGGAAGACAUUCGUCGACAGUUGGAGGAGGAAGUGAAGGCAAAGAACGCCCUCGCCCAUGCCGUGCAGUCCGCUCGUCAUGACUGUGAUCUGCUCAGAGAACAGUUUGAGGAGGAACAGGAAGCCAAAGCUGAGCUGCAGAGAGCUCUGUCCAAGUCCAACACAGAGGUUUCAGCGUGGAGGACUAAAUAUGAGACUGAUGGGAUCCAGAGGACAGAGGAGCUGGAAGAGGCCAAGAAGAAGUUGGUUCAGAGACUGCAAGAAGCAGAGGAGGCCAUCGAGGCAGUGAAUGCAAAGUGCUCUUCUCUGGAAAAGACCAAAAAUCGCCUCCAAAAUGAGAUUGAAGAUCUCAUGCUGGAUUUAGAGAGAUCUAAUGCUGCCUCAGCAGUUCUGGACAAAAAGCAAAGAGGCUUUGACAAAGUGGUGGCAGAGUGGAAGCAGAGGUUUGAGGAGUCCCAGUGUGAAUUAGAAGCCUCCCAGAAGGAGGCCCGGGCUCUGAGCACUGAGCUUUUCAAACUGAAGAAUGGCUAUGAGGAGUCACUGGAUCAGCUCGAGUCCAUGAAGAGAGAGAACAAGAACCUCCAAGAGGAGAUCUCUGACCUCACCGACCAGCUUGGAGAAGGUGGCCGCAGUGCUCAUGAACUGGAGAAGAUCCGGAAGCAGCUUGAACAGGAGAGGGCAGAGCUCCAGUCAGCGCUGGAGGAGGCGGAAGGCUCUCUGGAGCACGAGGAGAGCAAAAUCCUCAGGGCACAGCUGGAAUUCAACCAGGUGAAGGCUGAAAUGGAACGCAAGCUGGCUGAGAAAGACGAGGAGAUGGAGCAGGCCAAGAGAAACUACCAACGAAUGCUCGACUCUCUUCAGUCCUCUCUGGAGUCUGAGACCAGGAGCCGAAAUGAGGCACUGAGAGUCAAGAAAAAGAUGGAUGGGGACCUCAAUGAGAUGGAGAUCCAGCUAAGCCAGGCCAACAGACAGGCUGCCGACUCCCAGAAACAGGUCAAGAGUCUCCAGGCCUUCCUGAAAGACAACCAGCUUCAGCUGGACGACUCCCAGCACUGCAACGAUGACCUGAGAGAAAACAUCGCUCUGAUGGAGCGCCGCAACAACCUCAUCCAGGCCGAGCUGGAGGAGGUGAGGGCUUCCCUGGAGCAGACAGAGAGAAGUCGCAGGCUGGCUGAACAGGAACUGACUGAUGCAACUGAGCGAAUGCAGCUCCUGCACUCCCAGAACACCAGUCUGAUCAACCAGAAGAAGAAGCACGAGGCAGACCUGCUCCACCUGCAGACCGAGGUGGAGGAGGCCAUACAGGAGAACCGCAACGCAGAGGAGAAGGCAAAGAAAGCCAUCACAGAUGCAGCCAUGAUGGCGGAAGAGCUUAAAAAAGAACAAGACACCAGCGCCCAUCUGGAGCGCAUGAAGAAGAACAUGGAACAGACCAUCAAAGACCUCCAGCACCGUCUGGAUGAGGCUGAGCAGAUCGCCAUGAAGGGGGGAAAGAAGCAGCUUCAGAAACUGGAGACUCGCAUCAGAGACCUGGAGAACGAGCUGGAUGCAGAGCAGAAGAAGGGAACUGAGUCCAUCAAGGGGGUUCGCAAGUAUGAGCGCCGCGUAAAAGAACUCACCUACCAGACUGAGGAGGACCGCAAGAACAUGGCACGCUUGCAGGACUUGGUGGACAAGUUGCAGGUCAAGGUCAAGUCCUACAAACAUGCAGCUGAGGAGGCGGAGGAGGCCGCCAAUGUUAACAUGGCUAAACUCCGCAAGCUGCAGCACGAGCUGGACGAGGCGGAGGAGAGAGCCGACAUCGCCGAGUCACAAGUCAACAAGCUAAGGGCCAAGACCAGGGACGGAUCCUCCAAGAAGGGCCUGGAUGAGUGAGGAGAUGCCAGAAGGUCAACGUAACAGGUGGUCCCGGAUGUCCAUCACUGCAGCUGCAGCGGAGACCAACACCAAAGAUAACGAGUACUUACCAGAAUCAUCUCACUGGUCACUAGUCAGUCACAUGUUCAUAGAGACAAACUCACCGAUGCUGAUGCUGCUCAAAGUCCAGCUGGAGGUCAAACAGACGUCAGAGGAAGGGUAGGUUUUCUAGUGAAGGUUCUUGUUGCGUUUUUAACGCUCAUUACUGAGUCUUGACAGACAGAUGGAAUAGUUCAGGCUUCACUCGUCAGGGAGGAGAUAGUUGGAGAGUUUCCAUCACAACUUCUUCACAUACUUAUCCAGACAAUCUCUAUCAUGUCAAACCACAAAGUAUUAAAGUUGAUCACUGCUGCAUCAAGUGUUAUUCUGGUGGCAAUAAACUCAGACAUGUUGACUGGUU
Cololabis saira (Pacific saury) is the source of this 6293-nucleotide messenger RNA. RefSeq names its product myosin, heavy chain 6, cardiac muscle, alpha (gene myh6). The transcript is spliced from 2 exons. The record is from RefSeq and is a predicted model, not a curated record. Bases 50 to 5851 code for a protein of 1933 amino acids. Lineage: Eukaryota; Metazoa; Chordata; Actinopteri; Beloniformes; Belonidae. Gene Ontology annotation, cellular component: myosin complex. Gene Ontology annotation, molecular function: actin filament binding; cytoskeletal motor activity; ATP binding.